UUCUUCUUGAAGUUGAAGGAUUUUCUACGUGGUUGAUGGUACUGUUACACUCGCUGUUCUAGCUCAGACUGCUCAGUCAUAUGUUCUGCAAUGCGUUUGGCGAAAUGGGCUUUCUCUGUGCUAAAGCAAUAUCCGCGGCCCAGUUGUUAUAAAGAUUCUUCACGUCUCCUAGGUUGAGAAUUUCCUCCCACGAGAGUUUGUUGCUUGAGCAUGAAUCCCUGAACGCGAGCAUCUGGAAGCACGGGAACGAUAUAUGCCUGUGGAUUAGUCUCCCUGGGGAUUACAUUCCACGGCUCGACCGCAUUCAGUCCAGUAUUUGCACUCGUUUUCAGUAUACCACAUUGAAUUUUCUCCAGAGUCUCAAUUGCUCAGGGCGAUCGGGGUUGCGGGUGCCAGUUCGUUUCUACUAAGAUUAGUUGUCACUCGGCCCUCAAGUGCUCGUCUAUAUCUUUUGGGGUCUUGGAGACUUGGUGAGGUUGGGUGAUACAUAAAAAGCUUCUGGAAAUGCCGGUGGCCCCUUCUGGAUGCUGGUCCUUAUGGAUCUGUACCGUUUGGGCAACUGCCAGGCUUUCAAUGUAGCAUUUCAAAAGCUAGGGUUGGACUGUGCAAAUUGGACUGAACCUAUCUAUUUUGAUCUUGUAAGGAAGAGUUCUGGUGAUGAGGAAAGGAUGCUAAUAUUAUUUUUUAACAGGAUUGGUUGGCCUACUUCAUUGCCCACAAGUGAGAAAGGAACAUUCAUGAAAAGUGUUCUGAGAGAAAAGAAAAAUGCAUUGGAGGAAUUUGUAAUGGCAAAAAGUCUACCUUUACGACCCGGGGUAGAAGAUUUUAUAGAUGAUGCAUGUAAUGAAGGAAUUCCAGUGGUAAUACUAAAAGCCUACUGUAAGAAUGGUGACAAGAUAGCCAGAUCCAUUAUUGAAAAACUAGGAAAGGAACGGCUAUCGAAGACGAAGAUCGUUGGGAAUGAGGAGGUGGAACAAAGUCUCUAUGGACAACUUGUACUUGGUAAAGGAAUGUCUUCUGGUUUGGAUGAGCAAUUAGCUAUGGAAGCUAAAAAAGCAGCUUCUGCUGAGAAACAAAGGAUAGCGAAGGAGGUUGCAUCCGUGCUGAAGUUGAGUGUGGAUAUUGAUACUAGCUCUACUGAAAGCUCACAGAAGAUUGUGGCUGCACUGCGUGCUGGAGCAGAACUUGCAGAGGUACCUGUAUUCAACUGUGUGCUUAUUGCAGGAAGCCAAUCAGGACUGGCUGGAGCUCAACGAGUAGGGAUGCCAUGUAUUGUUGUCCGUAGCAGUUCAACAUCUAGAGCUGAGUUUCCUUCAGCUAGUGCUGUAAUGGAUGGGUUUGGAGGGGCAGACCUGACAAUUUCGAAACUGCAUCAAAAGCGAUGGUCAUGAAAUCCUACAUAGCUGAGUUUCUUUUGCAUGGUCUACAUAUUGUUGAUUUUGUGUGGAGGAUCAUCUGCAUCAGGUAAGCACCGUUGGGGCUGUCAAAGUAUGUCAAUCCUACAUUCCUGGACUUACCCUUCCCAUGCAUUCUUUCCUCUAUUACUUUAUUCUAUUGUGCAUAAAGUGCAUUGCCUGUGCUAGUGGACUCUUAUGUACCAUUAACAUUUCCUGGGCCUCUUCGAUUAGAGGACAACUGCCAUGGACGAGCUUGUGGUUAAGUUUCACAUUACACUGUUCUGCAGUGCAUGGUUGGUUUUUCUAUUUAAAUGCUAAAUACUUUGAUUUCACAAAUUGAAAAAACUUGACUUCCUAAAAACAUAACAUGAUUAUGCCUAUUUUGGCUGAACACAUUAACAAAAACAUUGACUUU
Malania oleifera is the source of this 1812-nucleotide messenger RNA. RefSeq lists its product as uncharacterized. The record is from RefSeq and is a predicted model, not a curated record. NCBI's taxonomy places the organism in Eukaryota, Viridiplantae, Streptophyta, Magnoliopsida, Santalales, Ximeniaceae. Bases 525 to 1391 code for a protein of 288 amino acids. The transcript is spliced from 14 exons. Gene Ontology annotation, molecular function: hydrolase activity.